Xiphias gladius (swordfish) is the source of this 3152-nucleotide messenger RNA. RefSeq names its product Rac GTPase activating protein 1 (gene racgap1). The record is from RefSeq and is a predicted model, not a curated record. The transcript has 17 exons. Bases 204 to 2099 code for a protein of 631 amino acids. Gene Ontology annotation, biological process: signal transduction. Lineage: Eukaryota; Metazoa; Chordata; Actinopteri; Istiophoriformes; Xiphiidae.
CUAAAGGCGAAAUUUGAAAUACAACGCGCUUAAUGAAACGGUGGCUGCGGAAGGAUGAGGACACAGAUGCAACAAGCUAGUCGCCUUAAAAAAAAAUAAGAGAGAGAGAGAAAGGAAAAAAAGUACUCCGCUAAACAUUGCUGAUAGAGAUUUGCUAUAUCUCUUUCUCCAGAGCAGAAACGGGUCCUAGGUUAGAGAACAUCAUGGAGACUGCUGUGCUGAGCCUCCAGAGUUUAUAUGAUAAGAUGCGGACACAAGUUGACCUCCUUAACGAGAAUGUUGAACCCAGCUUCAUCCAGAUGGCACAAAACUUUGAUGACUGCCGACGCAAAUGGCUGAGUGCAGAGCAGGAACUGGGGUCUUUCAAAGAGGUUCUCACCAAAACAGAGACAGAGAGGGGAGCCUUGGAGGUCAAACUGAAGCAUGCCCGCAACCAAGUAGACGUGGAGAUCCGGCGCAGACAAAAGGCUGAGGCUGACUGCGAGAAGUUGGACCGUCAAAUUCAGUUGAUUCGUGACCUGCUGACCAGCGAGGGAUCCACCAACAGCAUCCAGCUGAGUGCAGAGCAGCGCUCAGCUCUGGCCUUCCUGAACAAAAACUGUCAGGCAGCAGCCAACCUGAAUACCAGCCGAAGACUGAUGACGAUAGAUGAGUCCGCCUCUAUCUUGUCAGAUAUCAGCUAUGACAAAACGGAUGACUCUGUUGAUUGGGACUCCUCCACUGUGAGGACGGUGCGACUUAAGAAACGAGAAAAAAGGCGCUCCUCGAGAAAUCAUGUGGAUGGUCCUCCAGUUGCCUCCAAAAGGUCUCGAUCAACAGGCAGAACUUCAGAGAUGGGAAAUGAGACCCUUGUGACAAAGACCACAGUGAUUGUCCCUGCAAAUGGAGGACCUGUUGAAGCAGUUUCUACCAUUGAGACGAUUCCUUAUUUCACUCGCAGCAGGAGAAAGACUGCUGCCAUGGAGCUGGACUCUGAAUCUGUCAGGUCUGAGGAUGUCUUCAAGCAGCCUGGCAACCCCGAGGGAGAGAUGAAAAUCCAGCCCAGCACUCCGCAGAGCAACGGAGGUGUCCGUCUUCACGAGUUUGUCUCCAAAACUGUCAUUAAGCCUGAAUCCUGCGUGCCCUGUGGAAAGAGGAUCAAGUUUGGCAAGAUUUCACUCAAGUGCCGCGACUGCAGGGUAGUCUCGCACCCCGAGUGUCGCGAGCGUUGCCCUCUGCCGUGUAUCCCCAAUCUGGGUUGCACGCCGGUCAAAAUCGGGGAGGGCGUGCUUGCAGACUACGUCUCCGACACGUCACCCAUGAUUCCCCCUCUCGUGGUCCACUGUAUCAGUGAGAUUGAACAAAGAGGUCUGCAUGAGGCUGGACUAUACCGUCUGUCCGGUGCAGAUCGCACAGUGAAGGAGCUGAAGGAGAAGUUUCUCCGCAGUAAAACCGUUCCCGUGCUGAGUAAGGUGGACGAUAUCCAUGCCAUCACUGGCCUCCUCAAGGACUUCCUGAGGAACCUCAAGGAGCCUCUUCUCACCUUCCGCCUUAACCGCCCCUUCAUGGAGGCAGCCGAGGUUUCGGACGAUGACAACAGCAUAGCUCUGAUGUACCAGACCAUUGGUGACCUGCCACAGCCCAACAGAGACACGCUAGCUUUCUUAGUCCUUCACCUUCAGAGAGUCGCUGACAGUCUGGAUACUAAGAUGGACAUCAGUAACCUGGCUCGAGUUUUUGGUCCGACUAUUGUGGGUCAUGCACUUUCCAACCCAGACCCCAUGACAAUCCUACAGGAUACAAAACGGCAGCCUAAGGUGGUGGAGCGUCUGUUGGCUCUGCCGUUGGAUUACUGGGGCCAGUUUGUGAUGGCGGAACACGAGCAGCCAAACCUGGACCAUCUGAUUAUCGAGAACGCAAACUGCUAUGCGACCCCUGAGAGAGUUAGCAUGCUGGGACCUCUGACCACUCCAGAGCACCAGUUCAAUAAAACCCCCUCCUCCAGCUCCUUGUCUCAGCGCAUGAAGUCCUCUCUGACACCCAGAUUUGGGAGCAAGAGCAAAUCAGCAGUCGGAUUCUCUCGCCAAGGAAAAUUCUUUUCAUCUCCGCUCCUCAAAUAAUCCAAAGCAGCUACACGUAACCUUUAUUCAUACAGCAAUAAUUCAUCAUGCAUAACACAUAACAAGGUACUGCUUUCAUAACAGCUGUAAACACCUCCAUCUUAGUCUUCUUCGGUGUACUCAAUCGUUUUCACAUUUCAAACUGGUAAGAGUUGUAUUUUGAUGAUUUUUCGUGUUAGGAUUUUUUUUUUCUUCUUUUUUUAACCAAAUAGUAGGUUUUCGUAUCUAUGCACACUUGUGUCCUUAGAGGAUGCUUUCGCUAAAUGUUUAACAUGUCAUUCUCAUGUCCCAUCUUAACACAUGAGAAUGAACUGUAUAUUUACUCCUUUUGAUAAGAGUGCUAAUAGAUGAAAAACAUGUACUGUAUAUACAGUUUUAUUGUGGCAUGUUUCUAACUAAUCAUUUCUUUUGACAGCUUUUCAACUCAUGUGUCACUCAGAAGUUGAAGAGCUCAUUCUUAGGCAUUUCAUUCUAGGUUGUGAUUGAAUGUGUGACUGUUUUUAUAAGAUUAUCUUCUAGUUUUAAUGUUUGUAUUUCAUUCCUAUUUCUAUUCAGUUUUGAUUGUCUUCAUUCCCCAGUGAAAUGUUCUAUAAUUGUUUUAUAAUCACUCGUGCCCUAUCCUUGUCAUAUUUUAACUACAAGCAGUAGUUACAAGACCUCAGUGGGAAGACCUUCUUGGUCAUCAUCUGCAAGCUCGACUGGGUGUGAUAUUAAGGGUGAUUUGUCAUUGAUCUCGAGAAUGUGGACAAAUUUUUGAAAUCCUGCUGCCAUUCUGUUUCACGGUGCAUGUUGCACCGCCAGUGAUCACCAGGAACGCUGUUGACUGGUUUACGUCACAUGCUGUAAUCUCUCAGAUCAUUGUGCCCCUUCAAUGUUUAAAGCUCUGUGUAUGUUUGUACCAUGGCAGGUUGCUUAUGAGCUAAAGGCAAUUACUCUGUAAGAUUGGCCAGUUCAGUUAAUGUGGCAUUAUUUGAUUAACUAUUACCACAAAUUUUGUACACAAAUACGCUCUUUGAAAUUCAUGUCAGUUAUAAAAUACAUUUCUAACAUUUA